Molecule: messenger RNA, 1518 nt
Organism: Echinops telfairi (small Madagascar hedgehog)
Lineage: Eukaryota; Metazoa; Chordata; Mammalia; Afrosoricida; Tenrecidae
Gene: SDHAF2
Product: succinate dehydrogenase complex assembly factor 2
Exons: 4
Coding region: 43-546 (167 amino acids)
Biological process (GO): mitochondrial respiratory chain complex II assembly; tricarboxylic acid cycle; mitochondrial electron transport, succinate to ubiquinone
Cellular component (GO): mitochondrion
Source: RefSeq, a predicted model, not a curated record
GGAAAUGACCUGUUCAGGCUUCCGGUUCGCAGGCGGCCGAAAAUGGCACUGGUCACCGCCGCGUUACCGGCUCUGGCGAGGGCACUCACUCUGCCAGCCCGCAGCCUCACUUGGCCUGUGCUUGGCACCACCACAUCCAGGCGCUUUUACAGAGGUGACAGCCCCACAGAUUCCCAGAAAGACUUGAUUGAAAUCCCACUGCCUCCGUGGCAGGAGCGGACUGAUGAAUCCGUAGACACCAAAAGAGCCCGCCUGCUGUAUGAGAGCAGAAAGAGGGGCAUGUUGGAGAACUGCAUCCUCCUUAGCCUGUUUGCUAAAGAACAUCUGCACCGCAUGACCGAGAAGCAGCUGAACCUCUAUGAUCGCCUGAUUAAUGAGCCCAGUAACGACUGGGAUAUUUACUACUGGGCCACAGAAGCCAAACCAGCCCCGGAAAUAUUCGAGAACGAGGUCCUGGAGCUGCUGCGAGACUUUGCCAAAAACAAGAACAGAGAACAGCGCCUGCGCGCCCCCGACCUCGAGUACCUCUUCGAGAAGCCGCUCUGAGCUGCCCCACUGCCCUGCCACUUGCCCCUCUCCAGGUGUGCCUGCCUGGGCCUUGGGGCCUCUGCCUCGGACUUCCUGCUGCUCUGACACCAAACGCCCUUGCAGGGCUGUCUGUGUGACUCCUAAACACUCCGGGCCCGCUCCAGUAUUGCUGCUUUACCUGGCCUCUGCCACAGGGGGGCACUGUGGGCAGAGGGAUGGCCCUUGAAGGGACUUCCUCAGGUUCUCUGCUAGUAAACACUGGGGGCCAGCCCCAGCCCCCCCUCCAGAGAUUCAGAGGCACAGUGGCCGAAUGAAGGCCAGCCAGCAACCCUGACAUCCCCUCCAGCUGGGCCCCGGAGGUCUCUGCAGAGUGAGGGUGACUGUGCUAGAGGACACUGAAGAGGGACAUCCUCCAGGCCCCGGGCUCCUCCGUGUCUGCCCUAGCGGAUGCCACUGCCACGCGUAUGCAUAACUCGGCAAGGUCCCCAUCCUCAGCGCUGUCUUCAGGCUGACUUACUAAGCAGUGACAGGAAGGGGCUUCACACAGCCUGGAAAGUGGGAGGCAAGAUCAUGGAAUUUUCCCACGAGCUUCUUGCAGCCUGCUCUGGGGUCAGAAUGCGUGAUCUGGGAGUGGGUAGCACUAGGACAGGGAACCCCCACCCCCACCCCCCGAGUAGCUGGGUAUUUCUUCACGCUGGCAACCUUGAUGGCUGGCCUAUCUGGCUGGACAGGGUCGACCAGGAGGAGGAAGGCCAGAUGGGUGGGCCCAGGCCUGGGCACCGCCGGGGCCCUGGAUGAGGAGGGCAGAGAGGGCAGCCACCUUGGUGGCCUCUCUCAGCGUUCCUCCAGAAUUGGUGGACACCUGCUGGGUCAAUAGGAAAGUGGGUGCAGCGGUCCCGCCAUCCGUCCCGUUGGCUGGUUAGGUUAAAAAGCCGGCCUCCCCGGGCAUGCACACCCUGCUGGCAGAGCAUGGGGAAUCCAGUGGAGAUG